Molecule: messenger RNA, 6876 nt
Organism: Salarias fasciatus (jewelled blenny)
Lineage: Eukaryota; Metazoa; Chordata; Actinopteri; Blenniiformes; Blenniidae
Gene: grb10b
Product: growth factor receptor-bound protein 10b
Exons: 17
Coding region: 105-2006 (633 amino acids)
Biological process (GO): negative regulation of insulin receptor signaling pathway; insulin receptor signaling pathway; negative regulation of Wnt signaling pathway
Molecular function (GO): insulin receptor binding
Source: RefSeq, a predicted model, not a curated record
UUUUUCCUCUCUCAGAGGGUCUGCCUGAACUGCUGUGGCUGAAAGGUCGAGCCCCUCGACUCAUACUGAAAGCAGAGCUGCAAGCAAGCUGAGAAACACGAGCCAUGGCUGUGGCCGGGUGUCCGGAUUAUUUCCUGCAUCAUCCAAAUUAUCAGCAAGACAAUAUAGACCGGUCCUCCAGUCACAGACAGGCCGACCUCAUUGGGCCAAGUUUCCAGCAAUCAGCCAAUCAGAGCUCUCCUAACCAUCAAGAGGAUGACGUGGACUUAGAGGCCCUGGUGAAUGACAUGAACUCCUCGCUGGAGAGCCUGUACUCGUCCUGCAGCGGUCAGCAGAAUGAGUCCACCCCGCUCCUCCACAACGGACAGACCUCAUCGUCACACCACCACCACCACCACCUCCUCCAUCAUCACCACCAACACCACAACCACACGCAGCACAGCCAGCCACGGCAGGGUCUCCACGCACACGCGUUAAGCCACGUCUCUCCAGAGCCUCCCUCCUCCGCCUUGUCUGCGGAUUCGCCGCAAACCAGCCUCAGGCGGUCUCAGCCCAUGCACAUCCUCGCUGUCCGGAGGCUGCAGGAGGAGGAGCAGCAGCUGAGGACAUCGUCUCUCCCGGCCAUCCCCAAUCCCUUUCCCGAGCUCUGCAGUCCAGCCAGCUCACCUGUCCUCAGUCCUGGUUCUCUACCUCCUGAAGAGUCCUCUUCAGGCAAAUAUAUUGUGAAGAUUUUCAGUGAAGACGGCAUGGGCAAAGUUGUGGAGAUCCCGGCCGACAUGACCGCCAGGGACCUGUGCCAGCUCCUGGUUUAUAAAAGCCAUUGUGUGGAUGACAACAGUUGGGCACUUGUUGAACACCACCCGCUGCUAGGACUAGAGCGUUGUCUAGAAGAUCACGAGCUGGUGGUUCAGGUUCAAGCCUCCAUGAACAGCGACAGUAGAUUCCUCUUCAGGAAGAACUAUGCCAAAUAUGAGUUCUUCAGAAACCCCCUGACGUUUUUCCCAGAGCACAUGGUCGCUUGGUGCCAGGAAGCCAAUCACACCAUCCCGCCGUCUCAGCUCCUGCAGAACUUCCUCGCCACCAGCAGCUGUCCGGAAAUCCAGGGGCAUCUGUACAUGAAGGACGUGGGCAGGAAGUCGUGGAAAAAAGUUUACAUGUUCCUGCGGCGCUCGGGACUCUACUGUUCUACAAAAGGAACCUCAAAGGAGCCCAGACAUCUACAGCUACUAGCAGACCUCGAGGACAGCAACAUCUUCAUGGUCAUCACAGGCAAAAAGCAGCACGGUGCACCCACCGAGUACGAAUUCUGUAUCAAGCCCAAUAAAGGACGGGGGGAGAUGAAGGAGUUGAGGAUGCUGUGUGCCGAGGACGAGCAAAGCAGGACCUGCUGGAUGACCGCCUUCCGACUCUUUAAGUAUGGGAUUGUAUUGUACCAGAAUUAUAAGAUUCCUCAACAAAGAAAAACCUUACUGUCACACUUUUCAACUCCUGUGCGGAGUGUGUCGGAGAACUCCCUCGUGGCAAUGGAUUUCUCAGGGAGAAUAGGCAGGGUGAUUGAAAACCCCGUCGAAGCUCAGAGCGCUGCCAUGGAGGAGGGCCUGGCCUGGCGGAAGAGGAGUCAACGAAUGACCAUAUUAGGUUCCCACAGUCCGCUGCACCACUCCUCACUAAACUCAGUCAUCCACAUAACUCAGCUGUGGUUCCAUGGCAGGAUAACCAGAGAGGAGUCCCAUCGCAUUAUCCAGCAGCAGGGACAAGUAGAUGGUUUGUUCCUCCUGAGAGUCAGUCAGAGUAACCCCAAGGCAUUUGUGCUCACGUUGUGCCAUCACCAGAAAAUCAAACAUUUCCAGAUACUACCGUGUGAAGAGGACGGACAGAUCUUCUUCAGCCUUGAUGAUGGCGCCACCAAAUUCACUGACCUGAUUCAGCUGGUGGAGUUUUACCAGCUAAACCGAGGAGUGCUGCCUUGUAAACUCAAACACCCGUGCACCGUCGUGGCCUUAUGACACCUCCGGAUCAUGUGACCCUGUGACCCCCUAACACUUGACCUGACUGCCUAAAACCAACAAAAGGAAUCUCUCUCCGUUGGAUGGUUCUUUUUGUGUUGUUUUUUUGUUUUUGUUUUUUGUCUUUUUAAGAAGCUGGUGAAUUGACUGAUGUUUUGUUGUUGUUCUCUCUUACUUUUUUUUUCUUUUUUUUUUUUUAACUGUUGUGAGUCUGCUGGAGACCGCUGACUUGUUUGUAUCUUCGGACUUGCAUGGAUGUUCGUGGAGUCGGAUGCACAACAGCUCACAAGUUUCCUCAUCCGGGAGAAGAAAAAAGAAGUGAACACUGCCAUUUGUGUCAACGCUGUCGGAAACUCUUUCACAAUCCCGCGCUCUAUAGUCAUCGAUAAGCAUGGCCCCUCCGGAUUCUGUCACACGGUCAAAUGAAGACGGUCUCUGCUUAACUGGACAAUCGGUGGUGCAAUUCAAGCGUGUGUGUGUGUGUGUGUGUGUGUGUGUGUGUGUGUGUGUGGACCGCUCUGCUUUCUGUGAACAAACUCAGUCAGAUGUUUCAGUCACACAUCCUCGGAGGCGGAGAGGGGUUCGUCUCACAAACGUUGCGCUCAGGCGAGUGGGUGCGCCCUUUGUUGAUGAGUGACCUCUCCGCCACGUAUCUGUGAGAGACCUCUACUGCCCUCUAGUGUCAGAAGAGUGCAUGGACAUGUCUGACUACAACACGGAUGAGAUUCAAAUGCACCGAAAAGGUUGGAUUUUUAAUCCUUUUGAGGUCUCGGGACAAAAACAAAAAGGCAAAUCUGGAUUUAUUUUAUUUUUUAAGUUUUUUGGGGAGUAUUUUAAUCUUCUACCACACAGGAUUUAUUUUCUUGUUGCACCUUUGGGUGCUGUUAUGUAUUGUUUGGCAGUUCUGUUGUUUUGUCCACAUUGUGCAUUUUAAGUAUUUGCUAUUUUUAAUCCUUCAAAUAAGCUACAAAAAAGGUCAUUCUGUACUUGUUACUCUGUCGCUCACUGCAGUUUUUAAUGUCAACCUUAUUCAAAUGCCACAAAAACAAACAAACCGAAAGAAUGGAAUCCAAAAGUUUGUGCACCAUUCAGGGUAAAAUGUGCUCGGUGAUCAAAAUUGUUGAUCCAGUGUAGAAAAUUAGCAAAAGGAAUAGCUGAUACAGGCUGGGACUACUGAGUAUAUUGGUUUUCAUGGCCGAGUCACCGUGUUGAGGCACAGAAGGAUAACCACUAGCUUUUCCUUCAGGAGGUUUAUCUGCCGGGACAGCUGUCGUCAAAGGAAGCAAUGCUGUUUAGUGUCUGUCGUACAAAACCGCCGUGGCCCUGAGAUUAAACAGUAGUCGAAGGUCUUGUCUCAGAUGUUCCUCGACUUAUCUUUGAACUAUUGUAAAUCGCUGAUAUGAUGUCUGAUAUACUUGUGACACGAUGAAUGACCCGGUGUGCUCCGGCUGAAACGGCAAACUGUGUGCGUUACAUUCCAAAGGCAGUCCUGUCCGUCAGCGUUCCCCACCGGUUUUCUGAAGCUUCCCUUUGUGCACAGGUGAGGAGUUACAGCUCUAAUUCAGAUGCACUCCCCGUUUAAUCAGGUGUGCAAGUUUCUUCCCGAUGUUUUCCUGAAGUGUCGUCACGCUGGUUUCAUAUUUCCAGAACAAUCAGUUCCAGAACAAACAUUUUUCUCUAAUUCUUCCCAGAAAUAUCUCACUUUUUUUUUUUUGCUUUUCAUUUUCUGUUUCACAUUCAGAGCCUGGAAUAGAAACCAGAUUAUUUCAACACAUGUGAAACACACGCGAAACAAAUUUUUAAUUGCCAACCCAGUGCUUUCGAACCUACAAUAUAAAAAACAAAAGCUAUUGUAAUUUUUAAACCGUUAAUACACCUUUCACGUUAAAAGUGUGAAGUAGUAAAAUCAUAAGAACUGAGCUCAGUCACCUGUGUGUAAAGAGAAAGCGUCGAGACAAGAGCGAACUGCCACUACAGUGUUGAUAAAAAUGUUGCACAGGGACAAAUCUUGAUGUCCUUCCUUCCUGAAGAGAGAUUAAGAAGGAAGAAAGGUGUCAAGAUGAUUCUCUGUACACAUUUUAUCAACACCGUAGUAGCAGUUGACCUGUGUGUAAAGAGAAAUCGUACACACAAGAGUGAGCGACUCCCGUAUCGAGAACAUGUACAGAGAAAAAUCUUGAUGUCCUUCUUCUUAGACCCACCAGGGACACCAGAAAACUGGAACAGCUGAGAACACAAACACACCUUUGUUCCUUCAUUUGCAGUUUUGAGUGAGAGCAAUGAAAACAGGCAGCAAGCUAACAGAUGUGACCUUUGUCCUAGACAAUGCAGUUUGAGUAUCAAUCUAAAGUUUUAUUACACACGUGUAGAAAACGGAGGCGGAGGCUUUAAGUGCAGUAUCUCUGUACGGACUGGAAUUUGUCUUUGAAUAAGAAGGGACGCUGUUUUACUCACGGAUGUUAGUCGAUGCUUGGUUGGAUUUUUCUUUUCCUUGUUUGCCACCUCACACAAACCUACAGUGAAUUAGGCUCAGGGUCGCCUCCUUCAGCACAAACAGCAGAUUUGUUUUUAUUAUUUUUUUUUUUUUUACUUAAUUUUUGUGCUUUUUCCACAUGUACACCUGAAAUUUCUCUUAGGAGUAGCUUUGUUUGGUGUGCAUAUGUGCAUCAGCGGGGUUGUCUCAAAACAUCCGAGAUGCAGAAUAAGCGGCACUAUUUUGACACUCUGUGCGUGGUCACCAUUAUUUAUCUGAGAUGCAAUGACUCUUUUUUUUUGUUUGUUUGUUUUUAUUGUUGCAGCAAAAUGUAUUUAUUUAUCUGGAUGAGACUGAUUACUUGAAAAUUUUAGAUUUCUUUUUUUCCUGCGCUGUUCUGUAUUGGUUUAUUUUUUUCUUUUGUCAUGACCAUGAAAUGAUUGACCAGUGUGAUAAUGAUUAUAAUUCUAAUGGCAUAGCCUUUAUUGAUUUUUUUUUUCUUUUUGGUAUAGUUUUGAUUAUUCCAAAAUAAUUUCGUCAUCAUCCAACAUAUAUCAUGAAGUGAUGUUUAAAACUCACUGGUAGUUUGAACUCUGUCAUUCCAGUAGUUGACAAAUGGAAUGUUGUGAAAUUGAAAUCAGAAAAUACCAGUUUCCCAAACCAAUAUUAACUCCUAUUUCUUUUUUGAUCAACUCUGUAAAGACAGUGUGACGCUCUUGCAUUCAAAGAUGGCUUCUAAUUGGAUCUUUAUUAUCUUUAUUGCCAUUUGUUGAUGAAUUUAAAUACAAAACUAUAGACGUUAACUUUUAUUGAAGUUGCCAGUGUUUUGGGAAACUGUCAAGAAAGCAGAAAUUUGACCACGAUUCACUGUUUAUUUGCCUUGCCUUGAAAAGAAAAAGAAUAGUAAAAAAUUUAGAUUAGCACCUUACAUUUGAGAUUAAUCAGUAAAAAUGUUACAUGCUUAGACUAGUCAGUUAUUCAAAUGUAUAACAAUAAUUUUGGUAAAGCAUUCUCCUAAUUAUUAUUUUUUAUCCUUGAAUCUGAAACAAAUAUCUCCGUUUUUAUUUAGUCCAAACCACACCAGAGCGUUGUUUUUGGGUUGGUUAGAGAAAUGACCUCCCUCGAUGAGUUUAAAAUCGAACAUGGACGCAGAGUUUACCACGCAAGGAUUAUUUCACCAACAUUGACACUCAGAUUAAGUUACAGAUGCUGAAAAUCAUGUAUAAAGCUAGCAAAACAUCUGUGACAUGUUUGAAAAGUCCCCUGAGAUUCGGUCUGCCGUGCACUCAUCCACAAGCCAUCAUCACCCACGUUAUCUGUUCUCUGGCUCAUGUGAAAAGUUAGCCAACGCUUCCGUGUGAGGGAUUAGUCAGGUUGCCUUGCAAAGUGUGAAGUAUGUAUUUGCAUAAAGAACUUGCUUAAUUGUACUCUCUAAAAUGCAAAAGGCAGGAUUCAGUAAGUGUCCACAUGUUUUACACUUAAUAGACAUGAAUGUAACUGGGCUGCUCAGGGCGGACUUGGAGCAUAUUGAAAAACUACUGGUCCAUCAAAACACUUCAAGUACAGGAUGAUGAUGACGAUGAUGAUGAUGAUGAUGAUGGACUCCAUGUACAGGAUGGUACUAUUUUAGUUUUAUUCAGGUGGGACUUGUAAACUUUUCUCCAUUAAAUGUGCACCACCCAUUUGCUAGUCGUGAUUACUUGAAAAGAAUAAUUGAGUUGAUCAAGUCCUAUUUAAAAGAAAAACCGAGUUUAUUAGUGAUUUUGAUGUAAUUCUUUAAGAUUUGUUUUGGUUUUUUUUAAACAUGAUGAAAAAAUGUUCACCUGGCUACCUGAGUUGAUUCAAAGCUCCAACCUUUAUGCUUUCUCAAGCAGUAAUAUGCUGUAAUUCAUUUAUUUGUGUUCUAAUUAACCCAGGUAGACUCUCAGAUGUGUAAAUAAAGUGACAGACAGUGGAGCGCAGAGUCAGUUUCUGUAGCCAGGUCACUUGCAACCACAGACGGUGCCUCUGUUGAUCCCUUUUCCCUGUGCACAGAGCAGGCUCAACACGGACCGAAUGGCAAAGCUAUGCUGUUGCAAUUUAUUGAGUACUUGAUGAAUUUAAGUCAAUAUUGUGAGAGAGAGAGAGAGAGAGAGAGAGAAAAUGCACUCCUUGAGUAUGGCUAAAGCUGUUGAGAAUGAAUGCUUGUCUUGUUUCAGUAGACGACUUGAGCUCAAAGUGAAUCGGCCCUGAUCCUGCAAAGAUGAAAUGAUCUGUUCUCCUCUGAUCCUCGUGCAUUUCCAUAACAUUGUCACAAUGCAAGAUACCAUGGCUGUACAAAUGAGUAAAGAAAAAAAAAGUCUAUCUAUAUAUAAGAAUAUAAACUAUUGUGUAUUUCAGGGAAUGCAAAAAAGAAAA